AACAAACAGGGCCCGGUACACCAACCCGAGACGCUAACCCAAAACCCGAUCAAAUCAGACCCGAUGGGCGCCACAUCGCCGGACUCCGGCGACCUCAUCCUGGUGGAGCCGGCGCGGCCGGGGUCCCCGGUCGCCGUGGUGACCAUCAACCGGCCUUCGGCGCUGAACGCGCUGACGAAGCCCAUGAUGGGCUCCCUGGCGGCCGCGUUCCGGCGGCUGGGCGCCGACGACGCCGUGGCGGCGGUCGUGCUCGCGGGCCGCGGCCGCGCCUUCUGCUCCGGGGUGGACCUGACGGCGGCGGAGGAGGUGUUCAAGGGCGACGUCAAGGACGUCGCCACCGACCCCGUCGCGCAGAUGGAGCUCUGCCGCAAGCCCAUCGUCGGCGCCGUCGCCGGGUUCGCCGUCACCGCCGGGUUCGAGAUCGCCCUCGCCUGCGACAUCCUCGUGGCCGGGCGCUCCGCCAAGUUCCUCGACACCCACGCCAAAUUUGGUAUAUUUCCUUCCUGGGGUCUUUCGCAGAAGCUUUCUCGCGUCAUUGGGCCGAACAGAGCACGGGAAGUGUCACUAACCUGCAUGCCUGUUACUGCUGAAAUGGCGGAGAGAUGGGGGCUUGUCAACCACGUUGUGGAUGACACUGAGGUGCUGAAUAAGGCAAUACAGGUUGCCGAGGCUAUUGCAAGGAACAACCAAAACUUAGUCGUGUUAUACAAAUCGGUUAUAAAUGAUGGGUUUCAGCUGGACUUGAAGCAUGCUCAAGCACUUGAGAAGGAAAGAGGUCACAAGUAUUACAGUGGCAUGACGAAGGAGCAAUUCGCUAAUAUGCAGAAAUUCAUUCAGGGCCGGAGUUCUAAACCAUCAUCGAAGCUGUAGCUUGCAGAUAUCUGUAUAUCAGUAAACUGUCUGUGUGUAUGGUAUUCGGCUGCUAAAAGCGUGUUCAGUAGUACUGAAAAUAAACGAUGCCAGGUGCGACAUCAUAUAGAGACUGUCUUAUGGAAAGACAAAGACUGCCUUCUUGCAUUCAAAGCUGCGGAGCAGUGAUCCCCACCCUGCAAACAUGUGUUGCAAUUUACCUGAAAACCUCUGGUGCCUUCUCUUCCCAUCUGUGAUACUAAAACAGGUCAGUUCCUGUUGCCGGGAUAUGUUGCAUCUUCCUUUGCUCCAUGUUUAAUGUUUUACAUGUGGUUUGAUGGAGAAUGUUGUAGCAAGUUGGCAGAUAUUAAUAAAUUGUAGAGUGAUCGUUUUGCAAGUUUUGAAA
Messenger RNA from Panicum virgatum (switchgrass), 1255 nucleotides. Its product is annotated as probable enoyl-CoA hydratase 1, peroxisomal. The record is from RefSeq and is a predicted model, not a curated record. Bases 64 to 870 code for a protein of 268 amino acids. Gene Ontology annotation, cellular component: peroxisome. The transcript is spliced from 3 exons. Lineage: Eukaryota; Viridiplantae; Streptophyta; Magnoliopsida; Poales; Poaceae.